Chanos chanos (milkfish) is the source of this 2002-nucleotide messenger RNA. RefSeq names its product E3 ubiquitin/ISG15 ligase TRIM25-like. Gene Ontology annotation, molecular function: protein binding; zinc ion binding. The coding region runs from base 151 to 1815 and encodes 554 amino acids. The record is from RefSeq and is a predicted model, not a curated record. NCBI's taxonomy places the organism in Eukaryota, Metazoa, Chordata, Actinopteri, Gonorynchiformes, Chanidae. The transcript has 7 exons.
CACACACACAUUUUCUUCCUACUGCUAAUGAAGAUUUGAAUGCUGAAAUGAUGAAAGAUUCCCACCUUUGAUUCGGUGUGAAGGAAAGAUACAUUCUCCACAUUGCAUGAAACUACAGAUUAACCAGAGUGUCAAUCCCAACUUAACCCAAUGGCAGAAGCAGUAGAGGCUUUGAAUCUGGAUCAGUUCGGUUGCUCGAUCUGUCUGGAUCUACUGAGGGAUCCGGUGACUAUUCCUUGUGGACACAGUUAUUGUAUGGACUGUAUCGAAGGCUACUGGGAUCAGGACGACCAGAGAGGCAUCUGCCGCUGUCCCCAGUGCAGAGAAACCUUCAGCCCGAGGCCCCCUUUGAAAAAAAACACGAUAAUCGCUCAGAUGAUGGAGAGGUUAAAAAAGAGCACGCUCAAGGACGCGCCUCCCGCCCAGAGACGUUCCGCAGCCGAUCACGUCGACUGUGACUUUUGCACGAGCGAGAAACAGAAAGCCGUCAAAUCCUGCUUACAGUGUCUGGCCUCGUUCUGCGAAUCCCACAUCCAGCCUCACUAUCAGUCUCCGACCUUCAAGAGACACAAACUGGUCAGUGCCUCCACACAUCUGCAGGAGAACAUCUGCCCCCACCACGGGAAACUUCUAGAAGUUUACUGUCAGGACGACCAGCAGUGUAUCUGUUAUCCAUGCGCGUUGCAUAAACACAAAGCCCAUGACACGAUAUCGGUUGAAUUUAAGUGGAGUGAAAAACAGGAGGAGUUGAAGGAGCAACAAAAGAGACUCCAGUGUGAAAUCAUGGGGAUGGAGGAGAAGCUGCAGGAGCUGAAACAGACUAUGGACACUCUCAAGCGUUCUGCUCAGACAGCAGUGGAGGAGAGCGAGAAGAUCUUCACCGAGCUGAUCUGUCUCAUCGAGAAGAAACGCUCUGAGGUGACGGAGAUGAUCAGGGCUCAAGAGAAAGCGGAGCUGACCCGAGCAGAACGACUCCAGGAGCGACUGGAACAGGAGAUUUCCCAGCUGCACCAGAGAGACGCAGAACUGGGACGACUUUCACAAAUAGAGGAUAAAAUCCAGUUUUUACAGAAUUUCCAGCCUCUGUGUGAUCUUCGUCAAACUGAAGAUCAACCCGACAUCACCGUCAAUCCACAGCUGUCUUUUGGAAACGUGACCAAGACAGUCUUCAAAUUAAAAAAACGAAUAGAAGAGAUUUGCGAGAAGGAAACGGAUGUCAUAUCUCAACAUGUUACAAACAUCAGCAUCAUUCAGCUUCCUCAACCCAAGACCCGGAGGGAGAUUUUAUUGUAUUCCUGUGAACUCACUCUGGAUCCAAACACAGCACACAAACGCGUUCACCUGUCUGAGGAGAAUCAGAGCACAGCAGACAGUGGUCAGGCCCAGCCGUACCCUGACCAUCCAGAGAGAUUUGACAACUAUCACCACGUUCUGUGUGGCCAGGUCUUGUCUGGACGCUGCUACUGGGAGGUGGAAUGCGGAGGAGAUAACUGGUCCGUAGCGGUCGCGUACAAGAGCAUGAAGAGGAAAGGGUCCGGUAAUGAAUGUAGGCUGGGGUACAACGACAAAUCCUGGAGAUUAUCCCGAUAUUCCUUCAGAUAUUAUUUCGCACACAGCGGCAUUGAGACUGAAAUCCCUGUGCCCAGCUCCUGUAGAAUAGGAGUGUAUCUGGAUCAUAGUGAAGGAAUUCUGGACUUCUACAGCGUGUCUGACACAAUGACCCUCCUCCACAGAGUCCAGACCACGUUCAAUGAACCCCUUUAUGCUGCGUUUGGAGUUGCAGAACGAUCAGUGGUGAAGAUUCUUCAUCUUUAAAGAAAGUGGUUAGUUGCACAUGCCAUACAUGUGCUUUCUAGAUUAAUUAAAUAAACUUGGUAAAUUUGACGAUUUUGAUCACAUAAAGACUCGGGUUUUGGAAACAGAAAACACUCAGAAUCAUAGUAGGAUACUUUUCUUUUUAACUAAGGGGAAAAGUGAAACAUGAGUGGCAUAUUUGCUGUUU